Corythoichthys intestinalis (scribbled pipefish) is the source of this 6716-nucleotide messenger RNA. RefSeq lists its product as uncharacterized. The transcript is spliced from 2 exons. Lineage: Eukaryota; Metazoa; Chordata; Actinopteri; Syngnathiformes; Syngnathidae. The record is from RefSeq and is a predicted model, not a curated record. Bases 153 to 3800 code for a protein of 1215 amino acids. Gene Ontology annotation, biological process: regulation of transcription by RNA polymerase II. Gene Ontology annotation, molecular function: RNA polymerase II cis-regulatory region sequence-specific DNA binding; DNA-binding transcription factor activity, RNA polymerase II-specific.
GUACCAAGCUUUCUCCCACGUCCCAGAGUUAUCAGUCACUUAACUCUUGCUUUAUUUUGAAAAAUUGGAGGCGCCAACGUCAUUUCCACGCUCAUUCGCUGAAUUUGGUGAGCCCGCAGCUCGAAUCCAGCCCAGGGGUGCAUGGGGGGAAUAUGGCCGCCAUAUACGUACCGGAGUCUCCGGAACGACACAACUCCCUGGCGGAGGAAACCCAAACGUCAGGGGGCAAGACUGACGCGGCGGAACUGGAAAGCACCUCCGACAAUACGGAAGAAAAUACGAUUAUUGAACCCCGGGCGCGUCAUAGUAACGAGCACAGGGGUAACAACAACGCUUCGUUGCCCAGCCAUUCUGAGGUUAUUGAGUCGGGGGCUGGAAGCGACCAAACAUGUAAUUCAUCUGAGCCAAAAAUGGCCGAGUCACCGGGAGACGAAAAGCGGCCAUUUGACUGUCCCGAAGACCAAUACGACGGUGAAGAGGCUCACUCCCACCCGGCAGUAAAUAUUUCAAAGACUGCCGAGAAGGUGCUGUCAGAAACUCAAGCUAAAGCUCUUAAUGGUGCAGAGGAAAUGAAUGGGAAGGUUGAUCGACCUAGCUUGGAGAAACAACUGUCUGAGGAUCCUGUAGAAGACACGAUAGAUUAUGUGGUCGAAGAACAUGAUGGGAGUGACAAAAUGCAAGACACUGAUACAUUUAAGCCAAAAAAGAGUCGCAUGGUGUGCAAGGAGUGUGGGAUAGCUUUCACCCGGCGUGAAAUGUUCUACCUUCACCGUCACAAUCAUGCUCAUAAAGAUGAACUUGUUCCCCUCACCUGUAAAGAAUGCGGCCUUACCUUUAAGGACCGCCGCAGCCUCAUUAAGCACAGACAUGUGCAUAAAGAGGAGGAGGCGGAAGAACCGACGAAUGAGGAGGAAAAUGCUUUUCAGUGUGCAACAUGUGAGAAGUUCUUCCCCACCGCACAAAAACUGAGGAUUCACACUUGCAACGAUACAAGUGAAAAGCCUUACCACUGUUCAUUGUGUCGCAAAGAGUUCCAAUUAAGGUGUUCUGUUGCCAUGCACAUGCUCAGCCACUCGCAAGAAGGCGACUGGACGUGCGAGGAGUGCGGUCGAAAAUUCCGAGACUACAAGAGGUUGCGCAGCCACCAGCGAUGUCAUCCGGUCCUUAAACCGUACGAGUGUCCGGAUUGUGGCAUGGCUUUCAGAUACAUUUCAGUCAUGGAAGACCACCGCCGCAAACACACUAACCAACUACGCUCUUAUUUGUGCACUGUAUGCGGUAAGAGCUUCAAGUACAGCAGUCUCCUUCAACAGCAUCAGUAUCUGCACACUGGUGACAAGCCCUUCCAUUGUUCUGAAUGUGGUAAGAAAUUUGCCUUCGCUCAAAAUAUGAGGGCACACUGUCGCCAACAUAGACAGCAUCCAGUCAAUCCUCUUCCCUCGACUGAGCAGCCAACCAUGCAGACCCUUGUGUCUCCACCAGAGCCCGUGCAAGUGGUGCAAAGGAAAGAGAAUGCAAACCCGAGUGACAUACCGAAACGCAUAUUUAACUGUCCACUUUGUCCCCAGACAUGUGACUCGCCAGCCAACCUGAGAGCCCACAUGCAUAUUCAUGAGUUGGAGUAUGAAUCACAGCAGAAAGGAUUCCCGGUGACUCCAGAAAUGAAAAAGGUUUGGGACAGAGGGUUCACCUGUCCCCACUGCCCAUGUACUUAUCGUGAGGAGAUAAGUUUAAGAUUACACAUAUUUAAAACCCACAACGACAUUGCUCAAGAUUGGGACAAAGUGUCAAUAGCCCCUCCAAAAGAAGUACACUCUAUAAAUAGAGAAAAUAUUCAGGCCAAAAUCAGAAGUGAUGACAUAGGUAUUAAGCCAUACAAGUGCCCCCAGUGUGAAAAAAUGUUUCGGCAUCGCUCCGUGUUAGAGUUGCACAUGCGCAUACAUUCCAAGGACAAGCCUUACCAGUGCAACGUGUGUGGCAAAGGCUUUCGAUUCAGCAGCUACUUACAGCAGCAUAUGAUCAUCCACUCGGGCGAGAAGCCUUACAAAUGUCCCGAAUGUGGGAAGGAUUUUGCCUUCCUGCAGAACAUGAGAACCCACCAGAGGCUGCAUCAGGAAAAACCCUUCCGCUGCACCAGUUGCCGCAAAGGCUACAGUGACGAGACGCAACUGCAGCACCAUAUGCUCUCUCAUAAUGGGGAUAAGCCUCACAAAUGCAACCUGUGCGAUAAGAGUUUCGGUUUGGCCUAUUUGCUUCGGGACCACCUGAACACACACACGGGAGAGCGACCCCACCACUGUGAUGAGUGUGGCAAAUCUUUCUCCUGGUUGAGCAGCUUGUUAGUGCACCAAAAGAUCCACACUCGCAAGCGGCAGAGUUUUAGUUCGAUCAAUUCCAUUCCCGUCGGUGGAAGGACAAGAGGCAGGGGAAGAAGAGGGGGAAGGCCAAUGUGGGGUUUGAAUAGAACAAUAGGGGGGGUUCCUCUCUAUACUAAUUCAGGGAACCUGGCGCAAACAUCCAUGAACUUAUCUCAAGUGGAGUUCCAAGGGAGGAUGCAAAAAGAUGUGUUUUUUCCUGAGCUACACUCUGGACCUGUCCAUUGGGAGGUGAGCGAUCCAAGGAUAAUACAAGUCCCCUCAAUACAGCAGCCAGAGUUGUUUGACAGCUCACCACAGUCUGGCCGACUCAUUCAAGAAUGCACACCCACCAUUGUCGGCUCCCCUCAAAAAGCCGGCCCCUCGGGAAUCAACGAGAUGGGGAAACACGGACCCCCCACGGCCACAACAUCAACAUCCUCUGGUUCUUUGCUCCUUGACCCCUGUGGGAAUCCAUCAUUUGUGGAUAGUGCAGCUCUAUGGAGCGUGCAACCUCCUCUGCUGGGUUCUCCAAACAAGUUGGGUCCAGAGUUCCAAUCUCCAAGAUGGCCUGGGGCUCUGCUGUCAAAACAAGAGACAUUCAUACUUCCUUCUAAAGAGGACAGCAAAGUGCAGGGUCCUCAAGCAAUACAGAUGACUGUUAGCCGACCUGAGAAGCUAUGGCCAGAAAGUGAGUCACAAAAGGAAAGGGCUUUAGGUGCACUGUCCUCAGCUCAGCAAGACCAAAGCAUCCCCAUCCCAGUAUCCGCUCCUGUUACCGCUGGGAUUGGUAGCACUUUGUGGGGUAUUCAAGCACCUCUGGGGACUUCAAACAAAAUGACCUCCCCUCAGAAACUAGUGAACAAUCAAGACUUGCAGUUAGAGCAGAAGCAGGUGGCGCCUGCUUGGGCCAAUGUACAGAAUCAGACUUUAACACAGAAACUUCCGAUCGCCAUCAAUCCAUUUGCCCAAACCAUCGGCACAACAGUCUGGGGCUUCCAAAAUAAUCCUGUGGGUCCUCAGCUGCUUCUGACUGGGCAGCUCAAGCCAGGAAGUGGACAGGACCUGCAGCAGCAACCCUUGGUUACGGCCAGUCAGAUUAUCCUCAACCAGCCGCCACCCUUUUUCUCCCCGGCGCUCGCCACCCUGCCGACCCUUGCUUUACCCAGUCCUCACUCUCUUCACACCGUUUCUGUCGGAGCGCUGUCGAGACCGCCGCUCCCAAAUAUUUUCUUCACCCCACAGGCCGUCUUGACUGAGAGGCCUCCCAUAUCACAAACCCCAGGCCUACCUCAGCUCGCCACGCCGACCGAAGCUCACAAACUCCGGGCCCGUUUACCUUUUGCCCCAGAAAGGCUCUUUCCGUGCAUGGUAUGCGGUUGCUCUUUUCCACGAGAGCUGGAUCUUCAGUUGCAUUACUUGCAACAUGCACAAGGAGAGGUGUGACUUUGCAAAAGUAGCAGCGAAACGUGAUAAUGUAUUUCUUACUUUUUCUAUUUUCUGUUGAACCACAUUUAUCUGACACCUAAUUGUGCUUUUUGACAAGCUCACUUGGAUGGGCAUUGGAAGCCCCCCACCCCAAAAAAAAAAAAAACUGAGUUGGGCUGCACACUUUUUAAACUGUACUAUUUCCCUCUAAAUAUGACUGCAAAUACUGUUGUUUUGAUGAUAAUUAGUAGUAGUUUCACGCUUUUAAGAUGCGAGUUAAAAAACCUCUGAAGGAUAUGGACCAAUACGCUACUUUAUUUACUGCCAAUAAUGUUUGGAUUUAAAAAAACAGAUUAUUUGUACAUUUCUGGCCCUCACUGGAACAAUUUGAAAGGUUUAUUUCAUGUACAGUAUACAGUGUGCCUUUUAUGAGUCAAGUCUGCAUGUGUGCUUCGUUGGUAUUCUAGGCCUAGUUUGUUAGUAAGUAGACUGAACAUUGACCUCACUCAGUGAGAUCACAGAACUGUCCUAAAUGCUGAAGUACAGUGAAUAUGAAAAGUCUACACACCCCUGUUCAUAUGCCAGGUUCUUUUUAAUAUAUACAGUACAGGCCAAAAAUUUUGACACACAUCAUUCAUUGCAACACAAAUGAUGCUCCCAAACCCAUUGAUUACGCAAGAAAUUUCACUAAUUAACCCUGAUCAGGAAAUACUGAACUGAAACCCAUUUCAGGUAACUACCUCUUGAAGAUCUCCGAAAGAAUUCAGUUUUAGUUGUACCACUUUAUUUUUUUGCGAAGUGCAUAACUUUUCCACUCGUUCAUUGAAAUGAAAAAGUGUGUCAAAACCUUUUACCUGUAAUGUGUAUUAAAAAGUAUGGGACCAUGAUUAAGAUCAUACAUACAGUAUUUAAAAAAAAAAAAAAAAAAAGUUUAAAUGUUUUAGAAUUUUUUUUUAUGUGUGAAUGGAUAUUCUCUCUAAGAUAAGGCUCAUGUGUUGACACCCUAUUACUCUGUUGAUUAAUUCUUUUUGUUCAUCGUUUGAACAGGGGUUUGUAGACUAUAUAUCCACUGUGGAUGUAUGAAGCCACUUUCAGCUGGGUUUUCACGUCAUCCAAAUAAAGUUUUCAUCAGAAAAUCGGUUAAAUGUGUUCAUGUGAAUCCAUAAAAACAUUAAGAGAAUGCAACAUAUCUUUUUGUGAAUAACUGGUCCAAACGUGUCUUUUUCGCCAACCAGUGAAAAUCAAAUGUCGAACCUCAUUUUCUAUUCAAUCGUCUGUGCAAGGAAUAGUGGUAAAAUAUUUUUCUGUAUAAUGUAAAAAAACAAGUUAAAACUUAAAAUAUGGACUGGCCUUUGCGUGUUAUAGCACCUUAAAACAUGAAGAAAGGGGAAAAAACAUGCAGUUCAAACUCUGCGGCAGAAGUUCAAGUAUCUUAAAGUGGUGAAUUUAUAUCUGUUGAAUUUGAACACUGAUGAUAAUUGUGUGUUUAUGCAAAUUUACUAUGGUAGACGUCCGAAAAAGGAUAUUUGUCAUGCUUCCAUUUCUAACCUAAAAUGAAAUAAUAUAUACAGUAGUUUGAUUUUUUUUUUCUAAAUUUAGCCUUCAUUAACAUCUAUUUCAUUAAUUUAUGUCAUUUAUGAUACUGUUUACAAAUUGACAGACAUGUUGAUGGAUGUCUUUCAUGCUUUAUCCUGUAGUCAAUGCAUUUGUGUGUCUUUGUACCAAUAUUCAAUGAUGUAGUUACAUUGUGCUUUUUUUGUGAAGCCAAUUUUAGGGGUUUAUCCAUUUACCACCUGUGUGACCCACCAACUACUACUUUCUGGGUAAUGAAGUAAUGAGGAGGGAACGUGUCUGAAAUAACUAAUGUACUCAAUCAUUUUCAUCUAUGUGGAGACAAUCAUUUCAAAUAUUUCUCAAUGAUGACUAAUAAUUUAACCCUGCAAAGCACAAACCAUUGAUUAAAUGAUUUAAAAACAUAAAAACUAGUUUUUAAUGCUUUUAAAUCUUUGGGCAACUAGAAGCUAUUGCUAAUUUCUUGUGCUUGAAAAUUAUUAGCCGACUUUAGAGCCGCAGGUAGACCCUAAUAUUACAUUACUAAUAUAAGAAGCUGAAAAACCCAUGUAUCAAUUACGAUACGCCAAAAAUGAACAUGCAAUUAUUUCUUAGUAUUUUUUCAUACAAUCUCGCUUUCAACAUUCCUGACAACAAAACCUAUUUUUAACAAUCACCAUAGCAACUGCAAUAGAUAAAUGUGAUCACUAACAUUGAUUACCACUUUAUUAUACGGGUCCUUCUAAAAAAAAUAGCAUAUUGUGAUUAAGUUCAUUAUUUUCUGUAAUGUACUGAUAAACAUUAGACUUUCAUAUAUUUUAGAUUCAUUACACACAACUGAAGUAGUCCAAGCCUUUUAUUGUUUUAAUAUUGAUGAUUUUGGCAAAAAAGUAAAGAAAAAAAAUCCCUAUCUCAAAAAAUAAGCAUAUAAUGAAAAGGUACUCUUAAAAAAGCUACUUAACCUAAUCAUCUGAAUCAACAAAUUAACUCAAAACCCCUGCGAAAGAUUCCUGAGGCUUUUAAAAACUCACAGCCUGGUUACUUAAAACCGCAAUCAUGGGCAAGACUGCCAAACUGACUGCUAUCCAGAAGGCCAACAUUGACACCCUCAAGCAAGAGGCUAAGACACAGAAAGAAAUUUCUGAGCGAAUAGGCUGUUCCCAGAGUGCUGUAUCAAGGCACCUCAGUGGGAAGGAAAAAGUGUGGCAGGAAACACUGCACAACCAGAAGAAGUGACCGCACCCUGAGAAAGAUUGUGGAGAAGGGCCGAUUCCAGACCUUGGGGGACCUGCAGAAACAGUGAACUGAGUCUGGAGUAGAAACAUCCAGAGCCACCGUGCACAGGCGUGUGCUGGAAAUGGGCUACAGGUGCCGCAUUACCCA